Molecule: messenger RNA, 1095 nt
Organism: Fusarium musae
Lineage: Eukaryota; Fungi; Ascomycota; Sordariomycetes; Hypocreales; Nectriaceae
Exons: 1
Coding region: 1-1095 (364 amino acids)
Biological process (GO): protein N-linked glycosylation
Cellular component (GO): Golgi membrane
Molecular function (GO): glycosyltransferase activity
Source: RefSeq, a predicted model, not a curated record
AUGCUUCAGCUCAAGAGAUUACCAUGGUCAACAGCCGCCGUUGCUCUAAAGGCAGUCAUUGUUCUCUUUGGCAUCCUCCUUUGCUACCAAGCCUACACAUUCUACGGCGAAUGGGACUGGCCGAAAUCUUUUAGUCAUGGCACCACACAAGAUCCUGUUUCUCUUGUUCACCCCCAUGGCGGAAGCCAAUGUUUACCCUCACUGAACUCCUCCCUUUUACUAGAGGCAAAGACGAUACGGAAUGCAUGCCGACAUAUGCCUCUAUACUCAUCCUCAGACGUACGAAUCGGAAGAGUCACCGCACACUUUGGCUCGGUCCAGGAACACUACCAGAAAGCGCUGGCUACGCAUGUACUACAUAGCAUGAUCCAUGGUAACGAACUGGAAGUUAUGUGUACUCCAGUUGUUGAUUCGCUCUGGAACAAACCUGCCUUCAUCUUGUCUCUCCUCUUGAAAGAGAUGGUGAAGCCUACUCGAGAACGCUUGGAGUGGCUGUUCUGGGUGGACCGCGAUACCCUCAUCCUCGAUCAGUGUCGCCCUUUGUCGAGCUUUCUCCCACCUCACGACGAUAAGUCGGACGAAAACGAAGACAGAGAUGACUCAGAACCCGAGCGAAGAGACGAGACGAAGUACGACGAUAUACAUCUCUUGGUGACGAACGACUGGAACGGCCUUAACAAUGGCGUAUUCUUCGUCCGGGUUAACCAAUGGGCAAUUGAACUGUUCAGCGACAUCGCUGCCUUUCGAUACUACAGACCCAACGUCUCACUUCCAUUUACUGAGCAAAGUGCGAUGGAGAUCAUUAUGAACGAACCAAAGUUCAAACCCAAUGUUCGAGUUGUCCCUCAAGAGUGGUUCAACACUUAUCCUAAAGGGUCGCCCACAGACUUCGUUGAGAAGGCGGAUGAGGAUGGUUUGAAGGACUAUCAUGCAAGACGAGGGGACUUUCUACUACAUUUUGCAGGUCGUGGUGGAAGAGAUGCGCUGAUCAAUGAGUGGACAGAGAUGUUGGAGGGCACCAGAAGUAUAUGGCCUAAAGAAGAGGUUCAAAGGAAUGCGACGACGAGUAUUCGGGGAUUCUGGUCCGGGCUCUGA